Messenger RNA from Lates calcarifer (barramundi perch), 5492 nucleotides. RefSeq names its product beta-1,4-galactosyltransferase 3. Gene Ontology annotation, biological process: carbohydrate metabolic process. The transcript has 7 exons. The record is from RefSeq and is a predicted model, not a curated record. NCBI's taxonomy places the organism in Eukaryota, Metazoa, Chordata, Actinopteri, Centropomidae. Gene Ontology annotation, molecular function: glycosyltransferase activity. The coding region runs from base 1304 to 2497 and encodes 397 amino acids.
CUGUGCGACACCGACUCUGCUCAUUCGCUCUUUGAGACUACCACAUCACGUCGUCCACACUGCAUCAACUUCAAAACAUAUCGGAAAUACGGAGGAACACGGGUAUGGCUGGGAAUGUCGACGGCUAACAGCUACUUAACCAGCCAAGGAACAAAACCAGCCUCUUUGAGCCGUGCUGGAGUGAUUGGUCCAGUUCCUGUUCAUCCAGUGAGUCUAGUGGCAGUCGGACCUGUGAGCUGCUCGAGGGGUCUGAGAGCUGUGGAUUGCAUCAUUAUGGAACAAUAGCAGUGGGAAUCAAAGCUCUCCCUCCUCCUCCUCUUCUUCCUCCACCUCCUCCCCCAUUUCUUUUUCUCUAAGCCUGACUCUACACUGAAACCCUCCCCUUAGCAAAUACACAGUCACCCACACACACACAUGCAGCGGUCUGACCACUCCUCCCACGCUGGUCAUGGUCCACUCCCCCUGUCUCUCCAGUCAGCCAGGCAGUGAGUCAAUGGAAGCAGCAUAAUCCUCUGUAAAGUAUAGGGCCUAUACAGUUGCAUAUGCUCCCCUUUGUCAUGGCGGUUGUUGUUGUUGCAGAGGCCUCCCUCAGGAGAGGACAUGAGGGAGAACAGAAGGCAGCAUAAAGCUCACAAAGGGAGGAAGAGAAAGCGAGAGAGGGAGUGAGAGACACUGAAGCUGCCAUUUAUUUGAACGGAGAAGAAUGAGCUUCACAGGGCAACGGAUGGAAUUCAGUGGUGGUGAAACUACAUGAUGUGGGACUGGCAUUACUACCCCUUGCCAAUCACAAAUUGGACCAGCAGUCAACUUUGGAGAUAUUUGCCACAUACUGACCUGCAGCAAGGAAUGCAGUGAAAAAGGGACACGUACACAAGACUUUUUUUUUUCUUGUUUUCUUCUUUUUUUUCCAGAAUAUUUUUCUAUUUUCCCUCUACUUGGUGGUCUCUUUCCAUUACAGCCUACCAAAAGUGCCUUUUAGUGUUACUUUUGUCUAUGUUUUUUUUACUCAUCUUAUUUCAUAUUCAAAUUCCACAUUUCCACCGAUUAUUGCCCAUAACUUUACAUACAGUAACCAUUACAUUACAUUAAAUGCUUGUUGCCAUAUUUUAGAGAAGGUUGAGCCACAAUACCAGCCUCUAUCAAACACACACUUGACAAUCAUCUCCUGCCUGAAUUUUAACUGCUUGGGGAAGGCAUAUUUAGCCUCAGCAUUAAAUCACAGUGAGUCAGGUUACUCAAGACCACUGACUUUCUGCACUGCCUCCUCUGGAUCUUUGUUUUUUGGUGACACUGAGCUGUCACCAUGGUCACUAUCCAGUCCAAAUGGCGCUACCUUUUCAUGUUCCUGGGCAUCCAGCUGGUAGUCAUGGCCCUGCUGUCCCGAGAGGGAUACCAGAAGAGGGUCAGCUACUUCAUCCGCAUCUUCCGCAAGCCUGACACCACUGGUUCAUCAGGCCGCAACCACACAACAGCUGGCAUCAUUGGAGGGGAUGUAUAUGCCAACCUCUCCCACCUAUCCAAAGGUCAUAGCCAUGGAGAUGACAUGCCCUACUGUCCUAAAACAUCCCCUUUAAUAGGUGGGCCGAUCCAUGUCAGCUUUCCAUCAGGGCUCACUCUAUCAGAGGUCCAGAGGAAAAAUCCACUCGUGGUACGUGGUGGACGCUACAGGCCGCCUGACUGUGAGGCGAGGCACCGAACAGCCAUCAUCAUUCCCCACAGACACAGAGAACACCACCUUAAGUUCCUGCUCUACUACCUGCAUCCUUUUCUGCAGCGGCAACAGCUGAACUAUGGAAUUUAUGUCAUUCAUCAGGCCGGAAACUACACUUUUAACAGAGCCAAGCUGAUGAAUGUGGGUUUCCGGGAGGCCAUGAGGGAAGAGGACUGGGAUUGUCUCUUCUUCCAUGAUGUGGACCUCAUUCCAGAGGAUGAUCGCAACACAUAUGUCUGCGACUCCAACCCUAAGCACGCAGCCAUUGCGAUGGACAAGUUUGGCUACAAGCUACCGUACAAGAUGUACUUUGGAGGAGUGUCAGCUCUGACACCACUGCACUACCUCAAAAUGAAUGGCUUUCCCAACAACUACUGGGGCUGGGGGGGAGAGGACGAUGAUAUUGGAGUCAGGGUGUCUCUAGCGGGUAUGUAUAUCACUCGUCCAUCACUGAAGGCUGGCCGUUACAAAAUGAUUAAACACAAGCUGGACAAAGGAAAUGAUGUGAACCCAAAGAGGUUCAACAUGCUGGCCAAGACACGUCAGACUUGGAAAUUGGAUGGGAUGAACACCGUUGAAUAUGAGAUAAUCUCAAGGCAAUACCUGCCACUCUACACCAACAUCACUGUCAACAUCGGCACAGAGGCCGGUCUACAUCCACAUCCCACCCCACCUCCUCCUGCCAAAGCUGCAGGCAAACCUGCGGCUGAUGCACCAGCCGUAGUCGCAGAAAAAAGCCCAGCCAAACCCCCUGCCAAACAGAAAGAAGGCCACUCGGGGAAAUAGUCUCCCCUAAAAGACUGCUAAUCAUCUUUCACUUUGCCAUUACUUCAAUAGGAUAAUCCUAUCAGUACACGCUAUAGGAUGGUGCGUUUUCUUCUCUGUGGCCUCAAGGUUUUUGCUCGUUUUAAGCUUUUUUGUCUGUUUGUGGAGGAUUUAGUUUGUGGAGAAUCAACAUCGUGCUGCCUGCAGACAGUCAGGCAGUCAUUUGAGUGAUAGACAGUUUCUCAAUCCUUAGGUGAUGGCUCUCCGCCUUGGUUCCUAUAUGAUCCUGUCGUAUCAUUAUUCUUCCAAAGGAGCCACAGCAAAAGGAGAAGGUUAAAAGUUGGACUCUAUGAGUUUAUAUGUCUACAGCGCUGUGGUCGCUGGUUAAACCUUGUGAUGCCUUAGAAUCCUGUUUUUUUUUUUUUUUUUUAUUUCUUUUCACUCGUAAUUUACAUUAUUUAGAAUAGUGGAGCAGUUUAAUGGAGCAGUAGCUGCAGUUUCUAGCAGUUGCACUGUGCCACAACAGAGUCAGACUUAUUUUUUGUCUCAAAGCCAAUGAAUACAUGAGUGAAAGAGACAUUUUUUCUUUCCAGUUGAGUGUGUGAAGCUGCUACAGUAAGUACUAAAUGAAGGAACCUGUAUUACUGUUGACUCCUAUUACUGCUUUUGACAUAACAGCACACAUAUCUGUGUAUCUGUCUUCAAAUAUCUGGGCCUUUCUUUAGAAAUUGUUCCUAAACAGAUGCUAUUCAACUUCAGUUUGGCUUGUAUAUCAAAAUAUAGGCUAAAGCUUUCUAAUGUUUUCAAAGGUAUGGAUGCUGUACACAUAAUUUUGCCUGUUGUUAUAUUCAGUAGAAUUAUCAGCGGAAAUGAGAGUAAAAAAAAAAACACUUCAGUUCUGUACACCAAGGCCACACACAGUUCCUCUGUGUAGCGUUGAUCUUAGCAGUAAUCAGUACAUUCAGUUCAGCCUUUCAAAUCAUUUCUUUAUAUUUCAGCAUAUCCACUAUUUACAGCAUUUGAUAGAAUUUUCUUUUUUGUGUGAUUUUCUGUAUUUGCCUUUAUGAAAUAGAGCAGUUCUUGGUGACGGUGAUCAGUCCUCUGCCUUCAGAUGAGCUUGUGUUUCACAUCAAAAUGGAGUCUCUUUUUAUAUAUAUAUAUAUAUGUUGAUUAUGUACAGUGCACUAUACAGCUCUUUAUGUAAGUUUGUCCCUCGUGAGUGCUGGCUUGCUCCCUCAACACUUCAUAUGCAGUGAAUCUUGAAUAAUGUCCUAGUUUCUUAAACUACCUUUUCCCCUCUCCUGUCCUUUAUUUACGUAAAUCUUUGAAAAAUAAACUAGGAAAAGCACUUGUUCUGCACAAAAGAAGUAACUUCUGCAGUGAUCCAGGUGUAGAGAUUAGUAAAUGCUGCUGUUUCAACGUACAGUGGUGAAAUUGAUCUAUCUAGACAAACAAGUUUGUUCAGCACUAAGAGUCCAAAAUACAACAGGACAAAGGAAUUUUCAGGUUUUUAUUUAGUAAAAGUAAAAUUAAAGGAUUUCAUUGACUUUGUGGUUUGAGAAAUUCCUCCGACAUGUCAGGCUGGUUAAAUAGUUUAAAAAGCCAUAAAAUAAUGUUAAAUGCAUUGCUGUCAAGAUGACAUUGAUGAUGUGAUAGUGUAUCUUUAGCAAUAUUUACAAGUUACAGUUUGGCUCACUAAUGCGAUGAAGUAGACUGGGUGUCUUCUCUUUUCAUUCUUUUCAUGUUUGUAUUUCAUGAAGACAGUAGUAUUGACCCAGUGUCCCAACAGUGUGACUCAGAAAACCAAACAUUGUUUACCAAGUUAUUACACCUUUCACCUUGCACCCUUGUACUGCAUGUGGAUUCUUUGCCUUUCUCUUCUUUACUCUUCAUUCUGACAGAUUUGAUUGUUUACAAUAACAAAAAUCAGUCCCUUUAUCCAGUGAGUGUGGCUUUACUGACAGGUGAACAGGCUGAAACCAAAGACAACUGCAUGGAAAACUGUGACGUUGAAAGAAAGAAAAAAUGUGCGUAUACAGUACGCCCCAUAUGUUUUGAUGAUUUCUGUAAACGCUGUGUUAUUCUAUCUUGACGGACAGGCCUAUUAUUUAUUCCUAUUGAUAUCUGUAGCCUCUUUCAGUUUUGUGUUCAAAAAGCUGUCAAGACAAACCAGCAUGUGUUCAGAUUUCCCAAAAUUCAAACCAGAUGACAAAAAAUAUAUUUUUUUGUAGUGAAGGGUUGAGGAUAGUUCCUGAUGAUUGAGUGUUUUUUUUUUUCUUCUUCAGACUUUAGAGUGAAAACUUAUUUUUAUCUUCAUGUUUAUUGUGAUGUUUGCUGAAGUGGAUGAGAUGAGGUCUGAGAGUGUGAUAUUUCUUAAAUAGAUGAUUAUAUACUGUAUUAUCAUUUUGAUGUGAAUUCAUAUUCAACUCCUAUGGCCUUAGCAACACAAUCAAUACUAUUAGUAUUGCAACACGUGGGCACUAAUAUGACAGCAUCUUUAUAUCAGACUAAAUAUGCAUGGUAGCAAAAACUAUUAGUAAGGAUAUGGGAAUGUACUGAGCACGGUAGGGAGAUGAAUUUCAGUGCUCACCUAGAAAAUGUGAAGCAUGCUGAAGUGUGUAUUUCGUGAACCGUAAAUUCUUGUUGUGACUUUAUAUGUAAAUUUCCAUCUGCUGUGCGGAGUACCCCUCACUGUUGUGUAAAAUUAGCAUAAGAGAAGGGCAUUUUUGAGCAAAUUGUUUAAAGGAAGCUUAUGUUUCCAAAGUCGCAGUGUACACUACACACAAUAUUUACUGUGUAACACUUGACCUGAUUUUCUUUUUAAGAAACUUUAUGUUUAAUUUGAUUUGACUCCAUUCUGAUGUGGAUAAGCUCAGCAACCAUAGAAGGCAGUCAUCACAGGGUAGUAGUGAAGCAACCAAGGGCAAUGUGACUUUGUGAGUUAUUUCUGCUCUCUUUAUGAAUUCUGCACAGUCCAGAGUGGCCUUAAAUUCAUUAAUAAACUGAUUAUUCAAAA